Symbiodinium sp. CCMP2592 is the source of this 4707-nucleotide messenger RNA. The record is from the annotation of a GenBank genome assembly. NCBI's taxonomy places the organism in Eukaryota, Dinophyceae, Suessiales, Symbiodiniaceae.
AUGUGGCGUCGCCUUGUGGCCGCCGUACUCGCUCUCCCUGCCCUGCACGCGGAUGAUGGUCUGUCUACCACCGGCAAAGGUGGCACAACUGUGUACCUUAAGAGCGAGGAUUGCCCUGUCGGCAUGGCUGUCUUUCUUAGCUCAACUCUUCCUCGGCACUAUGACGCACUCAAGCUGGCAGAUGCUUUGAUGAAGACUCCCGUAACAGCUGGGGAUGAGAAGGCGAGAGACAUGGCAGCGCGGGAAAUCCGCGCCGCAAACAAGUUUUUGUUAGCGAUGUCGGAGGAGACAGUUGUCAGAGGUGCUGAAAUUGGCGUCAAGGCGGACUGGAUGACUGGGCAGUGCGCUUGCGCCGGUGCCGUCACACGCGGUCGGCUGUUGGGGCUGUUGUUCUCGUAUGUCCACGAUGUGCUCCUUAUGAUCGGCCUGAACUUUCACGUGCCGGACCCGACUCCCGCGAACCUUCUCCUGAUCUGCAAUCCUGAAGGCAGCACAUCCUUUCAGCCACCAAGAAUCCAGUGGGCCGAUUUUCUGGCCACCAGCAGCGGUGAGUCAACGCGAGGCUUGCUGGCGGGGACAGAUCGUGAGAUUGCUGACAAGGUGGAGGUCUUCUUCGGGAGCAUCAUGUUUGCGGCUCAACACCCCGAUCUGGCAUCGGUGCAGCAGAUAGCAGACGUUUGCGUAGCCAGGUUGGAGUCUGGCUUGAAGGAAGGUUUGACCCUUUGCAUGGAGCGAGUCUGGUCCGAGCAGCAGAAGAUGAGCAGCGAGGAGCUUCACGAUUUCAGGAGGUUUGUGGCAGGAGAGAUCCUUUUCAACGAGAUUGAUGCCUUGUCAGCUCGGCACUCGUUUUCCUUCGUCCUUCUCGCUUGCAGUUCACAACCGGCGAAGCUCUUGCGAUUGCCCAUAACGAGAUACAAGCUUGCUUUUGGUGUUCUGCGAAGCUCUGCAGGCACGACCUCCACGUCCGUCGUCUGGGUGCGGGAGCUCGCCCGGAACAAGGACAGUGUUGUGAGCGCACGCGGUGUUAGCUCUGUCGUUGAGUUCUUGGCCGGGCUUGGUGGGCCCUGGUCUCGUCAAGACCCUGAGGGCGAGGAUGAGCUCGAGCGGGCGUUUCAGGUGCUGGGAAAUGCAACUGGCUGCCCGUGGCUCAAGCUGAUGGAUUUCGUGUCUGGGCUCCGGCUGGUUCAGGGUGCGAUCUCUUCGAACUUUUGGGGUCUUGGUUGUCCCCUGUAUUGCACCCAACCCUCCGUUGCCCUUCUCCUCCUGACCUUCGUGAUUGGCCUGCUGUCUGGACUUUGCCUAGCGGCCUACCUCUGCUUUCACUUUGGACUUCUGGGGCGUGAACCUCCUUCCCAAUCCCCAGCUCGCGUACGCCUGCAGCGCAUGCAAAGCGGAGCUGAGAGCCGCACUUCACUGGUUGUCCAUAUCGGCGGCUGCUCUGUGGCCAUUGAGGGUCCUUUGGACUCUGCCCUCUCCCUGGCCGAACACCUCCGCCUCCGGGCCCUUUUGGGUUUAGUCCCCAGCUUCCUGUGCGUCGAGGAUCCUUGGAUCAAGGAUCGAAUCCGCCGGGCCUGGAGAGCCGGUGCUUGGUUCUACGUUGCAGUUGGAGGCGGGGGGCACCCUCCUGGCCUGUACCGAAACUUCAGAGAUUACUCCCGGGCUGUGGGCCCGUUCCCGGAGUCCACUGCGGUGUCGCACGGCUUCCCCUCGGAGCUGGUGGUGGUGUACGAGCAUCCGGCUUUCGAUGGGGAUGGGGCCAUCGAGUGCUUAGCAGUGGCUGUGCUCAAGCGUGGCCCAGGCCUUGCUGCUUCAAUGGAUGCCGUUGUGGGGCCCGCACAUGUGCUCGAGGUGCCAGGAGCCUUGCUGUCAGCCACCGGCCUUGCUCCGUCAGGCGGCAGGUCAGUGCAAAUCACCCUCGUGGACCUGUCGGUGGAAGCUUUAGGCCGCCUCAGCCCCUACGAGCUUGCCGACUCACCAGAGCUGCUUGUGGCUUUCGAUGUGGGGGCGCCCGACCUGGUGCCAGAUCCAGAGGCCACCCUUGCCGCAGCCCAGGCCUGGAUUGCAGAUCCCGAUGUGGCGGCCCUCGAGCGUGUGACCUUCCGAAGCUCCAGCACUGGUGCCCACCGCUGCACAAAAGAGGGGCCGGCCGGUGCUUCACCUCUCUCGGCCAAAGGUACGCCUAUCCGCCCCACGAACGCCGAGGAGGCAGCAGAUGUGGAAGAGGAGGAGCUGGCCAUGGGAAAGGGCAUCUUCUUCCAACAAGUGACGGCAAACCUUGCCCUGGGAGCGUUUCGGAGGAUGGAAGUGGCAUAUCAGCUAACUUUCCUGGAGGAACCGCCAUCCUCGAUGUUCAUGGCUCGUGCCGGCCCGUCCUCUCGGGCGCGAGCCUUUGCCCCUCUAGCGUCUCAGAAGUGGGUGUCAGUGAUCCUCACGCAUCUCCGAGAAUUGGACACGAUACAGGCAAGGCGCUCCGAGCAGACGCGACCCAGUCGCCCACAGCCGGCCACCGAGCAGGCGCUUCAGCAGAGGGGGCCCAUCACUUCACUCCGCUCCCUCAAGUUCACCCAGCAUAGGGCCAUCCAAUGCGAAAUUGUGGAUUCUGGGUACAGAAGGGCCAAUUCGGCCGUUCCGGUUUCAGAUGCCCACCAGCCUCUGGGAAAGCAUGGGAAAGAGCACCACGACACGUCAGCCGCCCUUCGUGAUGAAGCGGCAAAAUCCUUCGGCACCACGAUCACUUUUGGAGCCUGGGCUUCCGCCUUACCGAGGUGGCUGCUCCGGGCUCACACGCCCUUUUCGGCAUACUUGGCUAUGUCGUUCGUACAUCCUGCCAGCCGCUGCGGCAAUGCCCCAGCCACCGCAACUUUUCCUUUGCCUUGGCCUCACCUUGGUGUCUUCGGCCGAGCGUCCCCAGACUUGCCCCGAGCCCAGAAGCAGCGUUUGAUUCUGCGUCGCACCGUGCACAUUGUUGUGGCCGCCCUCAACUUUUUGCAUGAUUGUGGCCGCUGGGCGCAUUCGCUCCUUUGUAGUUGCGUGUUUUUCCCGGAAGAGUUCCCACUCCCACCGGGUCGUUCCGGGCCGGACCUCGUCGCCCGCCUUCUUGAGCUUGAAUCCUUUGCUGGUGCCUUUGCGCAUGUGGGCUCGAGUGGCUCCUCGGACCUCCUUUCCUCUUUUGGUGCUGUCCCGAGCGUGCCGCUUACGGCCGAGCUCCCACAACUUCAGCCCUAUCGCUCCUUGGACGUUUCAAGAAUUCGGCUGCACGGCUCAGGCCAUUGGUUGAUAGCUCCGUUCCUUGAAGGACCGCUCUGGCUUCCGUUCCAGGAGCCGGGCAUCCUUCGUCAUGGUCUCCCGUUGGGGACCAACGACCUCCCCGACUUCGCAAAAGAGAGUGCCGAAGAGCACCUCAAGUUGGCGUUGUUGUGGGACGCCAAAGGUUUGUUGCACCUUGCCAAACCAUUGCAACCUGAAGCAGCCUACCAGCGUAGCUGUCGCAUCUUUAACAGCUACGAAGCGAUCGAGGCCGAUCGCCAGAUAGGCGACCGACGGCCGAGCAACCGUGCCGAGCUUCACCUUGAAGGGCCCUCCAAGUUCCUCCCCCAAGGAAGCCUUUUGACCUCGUUCCGCCUAAAGCGGCGACGGCAACAGCUCAUUGCAUACGUGUCGGACAGACGGGAUUUUUAUCAUCAGGUGUCUGUGACCGAGGCACGCGCUGACACGAACCGACUUCCUUUCGAGUAUGCUGGAGCCGCCUUCGCUGACUCAGCCGCGCUUUUGCCAUUGCCUCGCGUGGAUCGCAGAGGCGAUCAUCUCGGCGUGGAGUUCGCGCUGGAAGGACACUCGCAGUUGCUCUUGUCCUGCGGGGCCCUGCGGCCAUCCAUGCGGAUGCAAGGAUCUUCGGCCUUACCGCUAGGAUCGACUUGGCAAGCGCUCGUGAUAGAUGAUCUCGUGAACUUGAGCGCGCUCCCUGCUGGUGCCCAGCCGGGCGGGCUUUCAGAGGCGUCUGGGCUCCGGGACUCAGGCCCGAAGACUCUGUGGAAGAUGCACAUCAAGCAUCGCCGGAGCAUUGCACAAGAGACCCAGGCUCCCGAGAGCCGUGAAUGUAGCGGAGGUUAUGGGCAGCCGGGCGGGUCUACCGGAGCCUCGCAGAAGGCACCCAAAGCCAGGGAAGCGUCCGUCGCAAAGAUCUUGUUGUGCUGGUGCACAGCAAUGUUGGCCGCACACAGAGGCAGCAGAGCAGAGGCCAGACAAAGCUCCUGGGCGAUCGCGCGAGGCUCGGCAACGGGCCGCUGGGCGGUGCCGCAUUCUCUCGGUUGGGGCCACCGCCGUGAAACUAGUGAGGAGGCAGUCGGCCCGCCUCCUGGUUUUGAGGCUGUUCCAGCCUCGCUCCCCUUUGUGCUGGACCUGCUUGAGAUUGGGGACCCGAGUGGACCAGUCUCAGUUGAAGCGUCUCGACUUGGCCUGCGGGUAGGACCGCCCAUCCACCCAGCCGUCUCUGAGCACUAUGCCACCCAGCACCCCUACUUUGCCACGUGGCUCUACGCUGUGCUCAAAGAGGGAAAGGUCCGCUCUCUUGUGCUGCAUUCGCCUAGGGGUCUCAUUGCGUGCCACAGCAGGGCCGUGGUACAAAAAGACGGCACCGAGCUUGGACUGCUGCCUCUCGCUGCCUCAUCUUCCAUGGGUUCGCAAAGCGUUUCGGCCGACCUGCCCUGA